UUCAUUUUGAUUCAAUCGGCUUCACAAGUUGCUGCUGAAAGAUAACUGUCAUCUUCAAAACAUGCUUACCUGUACCUGGCUUUGGAUUAUGUCAACUUGGCAAUCUUUUGUCUCGAAGUUCUUAAGACAGUCAAAGUUGGACUUGGAUUCAAUUGUUUCUCCCGAAUGGUAAUAUUUGAGGAUUGAAUGAGAAACUGGUGAAAAACUAAAGCAAGGAUGGCAACGGACCCAGGAUUAGCUGCGACAGUGAAAGUCACAGUUAUCGACACACUGAACACAUCAGUUCUUCAUUUUGAGAACGACUCACUGUAUCAUGAACAUCACGGCCCGCCUUACUGGACGCUACCCGUCAAGAUCAUCUAUUCCUGCACGAUGUUAAUUUUCAUGCUUUUGGCGUUUAUCGGAAACCUAAUGGUACUGACCGUCAUCACGCGGCACAAGAUGAUGCGAACCCGUACGAACCUGUUCAUCGCGAACUUAGCAAUGACGGAUUUUCUCGUCUCGAUUUUAAACAUGCCUUUCUCAAUUGGAACUGUGCUGUACGGCGAUUGGCCAUUCGGGGAGGUCAUGUGCCAAAUCAAUGGAUUCUUUAUGCCACUCCUGUUCAUCUGUUCGCAGCACACGUUGAUGUACAUGGCGCUGCAUAAAUUCUUCACGAUAAAAUACCCAUUUAAACGGAUCGUGACCGUACGCAGGGCCGUAGGAAUGAUGAGCGCGGCAUGGAUUAUUUCCGGUGUUCUAAGUGUGCUGGCCUUAACCGGCUUGAAUCAUAUCUUAUAUAAACCAUUCACAACGCAGUGCGGUCCGGAGUAUCCCCAAGACAAAAAAGGUUACAUUCAUGUGAUCAUCAUGACUAUUUUAACCUAUGUCAUCCCAGUUUUUGUCAUGGCAUUCUCCUUUAUUCAAAUGUUCAUUGAGAUUCGAGCGUUUUCGCACCGAUUGGAGAAACACACUAAUCAAGACAAACAGACAAUUAUUGAUCAACAAAAACGGGCAAUUGUAACAAUGUUUAUUGUGAUGGUGAUGUUCCUGCUCUGUUGGACUCCGUACACCGUUUACGCCAUUGCGUCAUCGAUCAUCAGGGACAAGGAGACAAUUCCGCAUAUCGUCAAUGCUAUUGUGUACCUGUGUGGUUACAUGAACAGUUCCCUCAACCCCAUCAUCUAUGGAUUCCGGAACCGGUCAUUCCGGAAUGGUUACAAAGAGUUCUUCUGUCAGCGGGACUCUGGUGUUAUGAGUGAAGGAGAUCUUCAAGUCAGCGGAGCGCACAGUACCCUGCAGCGAAUGACCAGCACAUUGUCCAGCCACAGCCCCACCAGUAGGCAACAGUCGAUGAAGCAAAACGUAAACCAAGCGAAGAAAUUAACGGCCUCAUAUCGCAGCGAGCGACAGUCCUUAGUGUCACAGAAGCGACCGAGUUUCAAGGAUUCCGCAAAAAAGGUUUCACUUUCUAGUGGCAUGAUUACGUACAUGAAAAACGGCAAGAUAAUAAAAGUUGAGUAUCCGAAGGAGAAGCCACCUUUGAAAAGACAGCAAGGGUUUGAUCAUACAUGUAGUUCAAAUGGACAUAUGAAAGAUGGUACAGUAUCUGAUGAUAAUAUGAACUCUGAUGCAAAGAAUGGCAUUGUGCGUAAGGAAACGCAUGAUCAAAGUAAUUCUGGCUUGCAGUCACAGGGCGACUCAGAAAAAAGUCCUACCGGUGCAAAACAGUCAGGCCCUGGUGUUGAAAUGAUGAGUCAGAGUAGUAAUUUGAGUCUGUAUGACAAUGUGAAUGAUUUAGAGGGCGAUUUUAAAACAGCUGAGUCCGAUUUGGAGGACGAGGUGUUUUUGCCGACGAUAUCUUGGAUUUCUACUGAGAGCCGCCCAAGUUAUUUGACCUUGCACCCAAGGUCGAAUUCUGGUCACGAGAACUUUGGUAUUUCUCCCAACUCUCCGGGGAGCCCUAGAGACAUUUCUCCUGGUGCUCUUGGGUCUUGUGGAGGAGACCGCAAUUGUCUGGUCUCUUCACCGACUCGACUUCUUCCCGUAGCGGAAGACACUGAGGAUGUCAGCGACAGUGCGAACUGUAAGACAAUGACGGUUAUCAACCAGCCGCAAACUUCACAUCAUAAACUGCCAGGUCUCGAUCAGAAACCACAAUAUUUUAAUAAGUGUGAUAAAAAACCUUCCAAUUUGGAACUAGACGGUCUGAAAAACCAGCCGUUAGAUAUGGGUGGUGUAACAGCUCCACUCUUGAGCAAAAACAAUCAUACUGAAGUUGUACCACCGCAUAAUACUGAACGGCGGCUCUCAAAUCGUGAUAUGCGGGCAGACUUUUGGAACACAGAAAUAACCAACAUCCAGCAGUAUUAUAGUCCAGCAACGAGCAAGAAAAUAGUUUGCCGUAUGCCCUCGAUGGAUUCGCUUUCUCCGAUGAUAAAGCAAAGGAAUCGACGAAGUGCUGGGCCAACUAAGAGUGAUACGAGUCUGAGUAAAGGUCGUCUGUACGAUAUAUUUGUUUCGGAUAAUAAAGCUUAGUAACAGACAUUGGUUGUGUUGGGAUUUUUUUGCCCAACCAUUUUAUCCUUUGUUGAACACUGAUUAUACUGUAACAGGUGUCUGUUUUGUCAGUCUUGUUUGAAGGUCCAUGCUGUUUGUUGAAAAACUUUUCAGUCCUUCCAUAAAUUUACUGUGAUUGUCAACGACCACAUUCUGUCAAAAAGAAUGUGGUUUAUAUACUACAAUUAUAUGCUGCUUGAAGUACUUCCUGCUGGCUUGAGAAAGGUCACAUUUUUUAUCUGUUAGGAUCAGGAUGUCAAUCAAUUUUUAUAAAAUGUAUAAUGGGAUACUGCCAAACAAAUUUUAAAAUUUAACACUUUAGGUUUUUACGGUUGAAAUGACCUAAUUUAAUCGCAUUGAACUAUGAAUCCUUUUAACAAUGGCACUUAUUUGGUAUAUUUAAGAUGAUGACCUUUUUUAGCUCACCUCUUAGCAGAGGUGAGCUUAUCCCAUACCGUGGCGUCCGUCGUCCGUCGUCGUCGUCGUCGUCGUCGUCGUCGUCGUCGUCGUCGUCGUCGUCGUCGUCGUCGUCGUCGUCCGUCGUCCGUUAGCAGGGCACGUUUCGUAACUGUUAGAGCUAUUGAGUUGAAACUUGGGACACAUGUACCCUUA
Messenger RNA from Lineus longissimus, 3150 nucleotides. RefSeq names its product melanopsin-A-like. Lineage: Eukaryota; Metazoa; Nemertea; Pilidiophora; Heteronemertea; Lineidae. Gene Ontology annotation, cellular component: plasma membrane. Bases 217 to 2517 code for a protein of 766 amino acids. Gene Ontology annotation, biological process: neuropeptide signaling pathway. Gene Ontology annotation, molecular function: neuropeptide receptor activity. The transcript is spliced from 4 exons. The record is from RefSeq and is a predicted model, not a curated record.